GUUAUCUUUUUUUUGUUUAUUUCUGAAACAAAUAUUGAACGCUAAUGAUUCUCCUAAUGUCCAUGUCCUUUAUUUUCCAAAGGAAAUACCACAUAGAUUUCCCCCUGAGUGCCACACAGAACUAUGAUUAAAACUUCAACAUUUGAUUUAUUCCCUAAUUAUAAAGGCAAAUGACUACAUUCCCCUUGUCCACUAAUCCAGUAAUUUUAUCAAAGAAGACAACCAAGUUGCUCAGGCACGAUUUACCCUUGGUAAGUCCAUGCCAACUGUUCCCAGUCACCUUCUGCUCCCCCAGGUCCUCAGAAACACCAUUCAAGGGGACUCACUCCAUUAUUUUCCCAAGAACUAAAGACAAUCUGACCUCUUGUCCUUGUGGCAACAUUUGAAAAUCAGUUUUCUGAUUUUCUUCUUUUUUCAGUGGUUGGGAAUCUUCCUUUAUCUCCAUGACCAUUCUAAGAGGAUAGAAAGUGGCCUUGCAAAGGUGGUAACUGGUUCUCUUGAUAGCACAGUGGGUUCCAUGGACUUUUAUGGGUCAAGUCCCCUCAAGUAAUCCUGUUUUAUUCUCACCUGCUUGUGACAGUUCUCAUCCUUGAACUCAUUCACUUAGCAUGGAGGAAAGGGAGACAUAGAUAGUGAUGAAUGAAGCUAAGAAAGCAUUGGGUACCUCAGCCUUAUCUGCACCUGCUGUCACUGGAUUACUGGUCCCAUUCAGCAAGCUACCCAUAUUUUUAUCAUUCACCAUUUUGCUCCUAAUGGGGUGGCUGAAGUUCUCCAUGUUGUUUUUGAUGUCCUUUACAAACAUCAACUAUAGGUGAGCUUUUGUUUUCCUAAUAUAAUUCUUAUGUUGCCAGACAACGUUUCUAAAUAUCUCCUUUGUAUUCUGUCCCUUCUUCAAACUCAUUCAUGUUCUCUUUUCACAUUGUAGUCUCCAGGGUUAGCUACUGUCAUGAUACAUCUUGUUUUCUUGAGAGCUGGGAUGGACUAUUCUUGUGCAAGGACGUUGCUGUCCUUAGAGGCCUGCAGCUUCCUUGAGCUCCUUGUCUUUGGGAUCUGCUCCCGUGGGAUUCCCACUACCACUUUCCUAAAUGGAAAUCUGCUCACCUGAAGCCCAUGGUCUGCACUGCUGCUCUCCUUCCUCAACCUGUUUAGGAUCUUGAGUUCCACUACCUCAUCAUCACUAGAUCUGAGUCUGGCACUGACAGCACAUCCCCAUACAGCCCCUCUUUACCACUGAGCAGAUGAUUCUGUUGUGCAUCACCCCCAUUAGCCCACGCAGAAUUUGUGUCUGAACGUUCCCCCUGACAGCCUCCAGGAACCCUGUUCACUGCUAGACCUCUUGUGUUGCACUUCCAGCAGAUGCCAUGAACACUGAAAGUCCUACAUAAGAAGUGGGUUCUGUGGUCCAGAAGCUUCCUUGAACUGCUUAAAGAAGACUUCAUCACCUCCCUCACCCUGAGCUCUGCAGUGUGCUCUCACCAUAAUGUCACCCAUGUCAAGCGUGGCUUGGUGACUGCACAGGAAGAUCUAGUACUUCCCCUUUGCUUCCCAGGCUGCAGCUGGGCACACACACCUAAGGCAGCUGGGUCUCAUUGCCACAUUUUGCCAUUCCUGAGGUCUCUUCUUUUUCUGUCAUGCUACACCUUUUGCUUUAAUGGCUCUUUACAACAUAAUGCCCUCUGUUCCUCAGUAUGGUAGCAGUGCACUGCAUCUUUCCUCCCCACAUUUUGCCCACUCUCUCUUUCCUUGUUUCUUGCCCUAUAUCUUCCCAAGUACCUGGCAUUAUGGCUGCAGCUUGAAAUGCUGGUCACUCAAGGGUGCUAUGGUGCUACACAGUCAGUGAGUGUCAGCCACAGCCAUGGCCUACCAAAUUCUGUGCACUUCCACCAAAAUAAAUGGAAUUGGGAUGAGGAAGGGGUGUCUUUUCUCACAAUUGAAAAAGCUGGAAGGCUUGGUAAUUCAUGGAGUAAAAGCCUAUGUAGGAUUACUUGUCAGGUGCUGGAUUUGAUGGCCCACACCAUAAAGACCUCCAAAGUCCAAGUAUUUGUUCUGCCCAGAACUUCUGGUUAGGGUGAGCUGAAGAGGUAUUGAUGAUGCUUCUGCUGCAUGGAACUGUAUUACAAAUGCUCUGUAAACAGCAACACUAAGAAAUAUCUCUCUGUUAUUAACUGUAAGAUUUAGAAAGUUGUGUAGCAGCAAGUGCAAAAGUGUUUACAUUUUACUGUAAGGGAAAUAGAAUUGUAAUAAUUUUAAUCCUGUUCACCACUGUGGAAGUGAAAAUGAGAUACGGCUUCAGCACAAUUUGAUGUGCAAAACCACUCACACAUUGCUAAUAUGCAAACUGCUUGACUGUGAGAAGAGUUGUUCCAUGUCCAGGAAAGAAACUGAUUGUGAGGUGUCUUUUCUAAGGCAAAUAGGUGCAUUCAAAUCAAGAAAUGUCAGAGAACCCAGGUCUUCACUUCUUGUAUUACACUUUUUUGAUACUGUGAAUAUUUUCUUUUUAUGUUUCAGUAUUCAGCCCAGCCUGCUGAUAGACUUAUCUCAACCUUUUGGAUAACUUUGCCAGACACAACUUCCUUCCCAGACUGACCUGGCCUGGACGCCCACCAUGCACAACAGCACCGCCGAAAUUCUGCACGCUGCUGAGACGCAUAACGAGACUUGGUCCAGCCAGGCGCCGAGCUCCGAGUUCUCCCUGGGUGUGUUGGCACUGCUGGCUUUCCUCAUGGUGUUGCUGUGUCUGGUGACCAUCCUUGGCAACAUGCUGGUGAUCCUUGCUUUCAUUAUGGACAGGAACCUGAGGCAUCGGAGUAACUAUUUCUUUCUGAAUCUUGCUGUUUCUGACUUUGCAGUGGGUGUGUUCUGCAUGCCUCUCUACAUCCCUUACAGCCUGACAGGGAAAUGGCACUUGGGAAGAGGCAUCUGCAAGCUCUGGCUGGUCAUGGACUAUCUCCUCUGCACAGCUUCAGUGUUUAACAUUGUUCUUAUCAGCUAUGACCGUUUCCUGUCAGUCACUAAAGCUGUGUCUUACAGAGCCCAGCAGGGAAUAACAUCCAACCCUACCAUUGAGAUGGUGGCCAUCUGGCUACUUGCCUUCCUCCUGUAUGGCCCAGCCAUCCUGUUUUGGGAGCAUGUGGCCGGACACAGCGUGGUGCCUGUGGAUCAGUGCUAUGCUGAGUUCUUCCACAACUGGUACUUCCUCCUGUGUGCAUCCACCCUGGAGUUCUUUGUGCCCCUGCUCCUGGUGACCUACUUCAAUGUGCACAUCUUCCACAACAUCCAGCGGCGCCAGCGGCGCGGCAGCGUGCAGGACUGUGAGCAUGCCAGGAGGAGCAGCCUGUCCUGGAGGUUCUGUGGCUUGCCAAGGCCAGGGGCAUCAUCUCCUUCGUCAGAAGGAGAGGACAGUGGUUCUUCUUCCAUGAGACCAAAGAAAGAGUCUUUGGGAGCUGACUGCUCAUCUCCAUCCACAGACAAUUCUGUAACCCCAGGAAAUGACUUUUCUGUUUCUUUCUGUGCAAAGUCCAGAUCAAAACUGCAACGGGACAAGAAAAUAGCAAAGUCCCUUGCCAUAAUUGUCUGUGUGUUUGCCACUUGCUGGGCCCCAUACUCUUUAUUAGUGAUUAUCCGUGGGCCCUGCCAGGGAACUUGUGUCCAUAACUUCCUGUAUGAAGCAACGUUUUGGCUUUUGUGGAUCAAUUCCUCUUUGAACCCAUUUCUUUACCCUCUCUGUCAUGUUAAAUUUCGAAUGGCUUUUCUGAAAAUUCUAUGUCCCAAAAAGUUUGCAACAUUGAGAUCGGGUUCUUUUUAGAAAAAAGAAAAACAAGGUCCAAGAGGAGAUGGAUGAGGGACGUAAGUAGCCACUGUUUGAAAUUAGAUUUAGUCUUUUCCAGGAGAUUAAACUAUUUGCAGAAUCUAAAUAAGCCUUCUGUGAAAUGUCCUCCUGCAGACAAAUGUGCAUGACCAAGGUUUGUGUACUUUUCCCAGCUAUUCGAAUUGAUCAGGUAAAAGCUAUUGCCUCUGUCUGACUUUCCCAAGUUGUCUAUCCACAUUAUCUUAAUUCUGAUUGCUGAAAAUGUUGUCUUCAAUUGCAGUACCUCUUAUAUUUGUGUUCACAGAUGAUAUUAGUUAAAAAUACAAUAAAGUUAUAUAUUACCCUUAGGGUCAAUAGUAUUCUAAAGUUGCUAUCUUCUCUGUUCUACUUCUUUUGAAUGAUUUGCAUUCAAGACCCAAUUUUUGCCUAUAUGAAACAUCCAAUGAAGUUAUGAUUUUUGUUUCCAGGCACAUAAAAGGAUUGCUUCCUUUCACUAAAGGUUUUUGGCCAUCAGAAGCAAAGAGGAACUACUUUCAAAAACUCGGAUGUAUGUGUUCUCUGCAGAAGGGCAUUGCUCACUAUAUUUGUUCAGAUGCAGCAGUAGAGAAUUCAGGUGUGUAAAGCAUUUAUGUGGAUGUCCAAGUAUUCUGCAAGAAACCAGCCUUCUUCAGAUGUAGUUUUGAGAGAUCAUAGAAAGAGAAGUGUUUGUUCUUACUCCCUGGGGGGAAAAAUCCAAUUCUGUUUCUGUUACAAGCCCUCAGCUGGAGGCUGUGAUAAGUGGUAUAUUUCUUACACACUGUGUAAGGCUGUGUUUGUUUUUCUGCAUGAGCCAGGAAAAUGGCUGGCCUGGAUGGCUGCCUGCAGCAUGUGUGGUGAGAGCUGAGACAGCUUGGAGGUGAUCUUCUUUCAAUACACACUUUCCAUACUGUUAAGGACUAUUUACUUGCAUGGCUCUGAAACUACCUGAUAUUAACUUCCUUAUUAAAUAAGCAGGCAUAACUUUAAAAUGUAAAUAAUUUCUUUUCAUCACAUGGUCAGUAAGUAUAAGACUAGGAAAUAAAUGGAAGAAUGAAAACUAAAGAAAUGUGAGAGGUAUUUGGUGUCCAUUUUAUCUUCUG
Molecule: messenger RNA, 4926 nt
Organism: Melospiza melodia melodia
Lineage: Eukaryota; Metazoa; Chordata; Aves; Passeriformes; Passerellidae
Product: histamine H3 receptor-like
Exons: 3
Coding region: 2606-3805 (399 amino acids)
Biological process (GO): adenylate cyclase-inhibiting G protein-coupled acetylcholine receptor signaling pathway; chemical synaptic transmission; G protein-coupled receptor signaling pathway, coupled to cyclic nucleotide second messenger
Cellular component (GO): synapse; plasma membrane; dendrite
Molecular function (GO): G protein-coupled serotonin receptor activity; histamine receptor activity; G protein-coupled acetylcholine receptor activity
Source: RefSeq, a predicted model, not a curated record